AAUCUAGAGGAUAUGUACUGUGCAGAUGGUCAGAUCUGGAUAAAUCUGACAUGAAACCAAGAAAAACCUCCAAAAGUGCAGAGAUUGCCGCAUAAACAGCCGCGUUGACAACUUAAAAAAAACAAGACCAGAUAUUUCAAAUACUCCAAAAAUCAAGAUUCACAACCCCAAGCUCGUUGUUGGAUAUGGCAUAGAGACGGCCUCGGGACGGAACAAGACGGCAAAGACACCAGUACCGUGGAUUGGACUGAGAGCCCCAUUUCAGACAAUGUUUCUUAUGGUACAGAUAGCUGCAUUCAAGUUGGCAUCGAGCAACCGGAGCGUGUGAAAGCGAAGAGAUUCCUGCUUUCGUGGAUGUCGAAGAGGUUGGUCGAUGGUGUUGACUGACCAACAGGCCUGGGCAGCUGACUAAGCACACGACGCAGCCUCAGCCUCAUCUUCAUUUUCAUUUUCUUGACAACCAAGCAGGUUCAUGUUCAAGUUCAUCAUCCACACACUCCGUCGACAAGGUCUCCAGAUACAGUGGUUCCUGACGGCCACAUUCUCCAGAUCUAUUGUCAUGAACAAGACAUGCAGGGUUAUGAUCCGAUAUUCGGGUCUGGUCUCAAUCCUCCAGUUUCGUGCCUAUACCCUGGGCAUUCUAUCAACCAUUCUCCAUAGACAAAGACAUGUCUUUUAGGGUCUUCUCUUCUUCUAGGCUUUCAUCCAUACAAUCGUUGAUUGUAUGACGCUUUUGAAUGCCUAAUGAUUGAUAUCAUUAUAGAUAUCGUUAAAGAUGGCGAAUAUAUGUUGAAUCGACAUAUAUAUUGCUGAGCCUCCUAGCUAUCUACUUCCUAUCUCUUCGGCUUCUAUCUUAAGAGAAACAACACAUGAGCUGAGCUACAUAUCUACUUGUAUUAAGACUUCCACAUUCAUUACCGCAGAUUGGAUUUUCAUUCCACCAGUUAACCUGUGUCUCUCCAUUGCAGCAAUGGGGCGCGUUCUGUUACUUCCAUUCCUUCUGCUUGGUGUCAUUACAUCGACCUAUGCAGGAGGACAGGAUGGCUAUGCUGUUUGCGUAAUCUGGUGUGCGUCUAAAUUCAGCCAUUCUGUGGCUGAAUGUAUCAUGCUUGCAGGGCAUGGAAGAGGACCUUGCUAUGAGUGCGGCCCCUUCAGGACCUCUGACAACUGGCAAUUUCGGAACGGCAAGUGCGUUAAAAUUGGUGACGGCAAGGAACAUUGCGAAUAUGAUACGGGGUUGGGCUAUUGCGUCCCUAGACGCCCGAAUCCAAAGAGCACCAAGUCAAGGCCAACGACAUUUAGAACGUCAACUAGGCGUUAUCGUACGGAUAAGAAUGCGUAUCCUACCGAGGAGUAUCCUACUAACCCAUACCCAACGAACGCAUACCCAACAAAGGAUUAUCCUACUAAGAAGUACCCAACAGACACAUACCCGACAGAGGAGUAUCCUACCAGGGAGCAUCCUACCAAUCCAUACCCAACUGGCACUCAUCCAACAAAGGAUUAUCCUACUGAGAAGUAUCCAACAGACACAUACCCGACAGAGGAGUAUCCUACUAACCCAUACCCAAUGAAUGCAUACCCAACAAAGGAUUAUCCUACUGAGAAGUAUCCAACAGACACAUACCCGACAGAGGAGUAUCCUACCAACCCAUACCCAACUGGCACUCACCCAACUAAGGAUUAUCCUACUGAGAAGUAUCCAGCAGACACAUACCCGACAGAGGAGUAUCCUACUAACCCAUACCCAAUGAAUGCAUACCCAACAAAGGAUUAUCCUACUGAGAAGUAUCCAACAGACACAUACCCGACAGAGGAGUAUCCUACCAACCCAUACCCAACUGGCACUCACCCAACAAAGGAUUAUCCUACUGAGAAGUAUCCAGCAGACACUUACCCGACAGAGGAGUAUCCUACCAAUCCAUACCCAACUGGCACUCACCCAACAAAGGAUUAUCCUACUGAGAAGUAUCCAGCAGACACAUACCCGACAGAGGAGUAUCCUACCAACCCAUACCCAACUGGCACUCACCCAACAAAGGAUUAUCCUACUGAGAAGUAUCCAGCAGACACUUACUCGACAGAGGAGCAUCCUACCAACCCAUACCCAACUGGCACUCACCCAACUAAGGAUUAUCCUACUGAGAAGUAUCCAACAGACACUUACCCGACAGAGGAGCAUCCUACCAACCCAUACCCAACUGGCACUCACCCAACUAAGGAUUAUCCUACUGAGAAGUAUCCAGCAGACACAUACCCGACAGAGGAGUAUUCUACCAGGAAGUAUCCUACUAACCCAUACCCAACUGGUGCUUACCUGACAGAGGAUUAUCCUACUGAGGAGUACCCUACUGACUUAUAUCCCACCAAGGGGUAUUCAAUUAAGGGAUAUCCUACUAAUCCAUACCCAACUGAUGCUUACCCAACAGAGGAUUAUCCUACUGAGGAGUACCCAACUGACCUAUAUCCCACCAAGGAGUAUCCUACUAACCCAUACCCAACUGGCGCUUACCCGACAGAGGACUAUCCUACAGAAGAGUACCCAACUGACCUAUAUCCCACCGAGGAGUAUCCGAUUAAGGGAUAUCCUACGAAGGUUCAGACCAAAACACGAAUUAAAACUCGUACUGAAACGCGCACUAGAACUCGCACCACUAGAACUCGCACCACUAGAACUCGCACCAUAACUCGCACUCGCACUGCUACCACCACCACCACUGCAACCACAAGCCCAGUCACCACCACUACGAGCCCGGUCACCACUACCACUACGAGCCCGGUCACCACUACACUACAACAGCCCUGUGACACCUACAACCACCCACCACCACUAACCCGGGGACCCACCCCCUACCACCACACCCAGUGA
This is a messenger RNA of Blastomyces dermatitidis ER-3, 2869 nucleotides long. RefSeq lists its product as uncharacterized. The transcript is spliced from 3 exons. NCBI's taxonomy places the organism in Eukaryota, Fungi, Ascomycota, Eurotiomycetes, Onygenales, Ajellomycetaceae. Gene Ontology annotation, biological process: negative regulation of protein sumoylation. The record is from RefSeq and is a predicted model, not a curated record. Bases 971 to 2869 code for a protein of 632 amino acids. Gene Ontology annotation, molecular function: calcium ion binding.